This is a messenger RNA of Coniophora puteana RWD-64-598 SS2, 1215 nucleotides long. Its product is annotated as Metallo-hydrolase oxidoreductase. NCBI's taxonomy places the organism in Eukaryota, Fungi, Basidiomycota, Agaricomycetes, Boletales, Coniophoraceae. The record is from RefSeq and is a predicted model, not a curated record. Gene Ontology annotation, molecular function: 3'-tRNA processing endoribonuclease activity. Gene Ontology annotation, biological process: tRNA processing. The transcript is spliced from 3 exons. Bases 14 to 1180 code for a protein of 388 amino acids. Gene Ontology annotation, cellular component: nucleus.
AAAACGUUAAACAAUGACCGCUAGACGUGGACUAUCAUCUCUCAACGUCACUUUUCUUGGUACUGCAUCGGCCCAGCCCUCUUCCACACGAAACCACUCUGCUCUAGCCCUUAGACUCAGUGGCGAUGUCUGGCUGUUUGAUUGCGGGGAGGCUACUCAACAUCAAUUGCAGAAGAGUGCCGUCAAGAUGGGCAAGAUACAAAAAGUCUUCCUCACUCAUCUUCAUGGUGACCAUUGCUUUGGUCUUCUACCUUUGCUUGCAAGUCGCCUGAACGGCGCUGGCGGGAUAGUCGACGACGUCGAUCCACGGACCCAAGCAUCAAAGAUAGAAAGUCCCUUGGAGAUCUAUGGCCCUUUAGGGACGCGAGCAUACGUUCGGAAUGGCCUGACGUAUACGCACACCCUGCUCGGCUCUCCGUACGUUGUACACGAGCUGCGAUUGCCUUCCGAUCCUCAGGGGGGUGACCACACUACCCUGCCCCUCCACGAGUCCGAGUCACCGCUGGGCCGCAAUAUCCUGCAAAACGAGGGCGUCUGGGAAAACGUCUUCCGGGACGACGUCGUCUCAGUGUCUGCUGCGCCGAUCCUGCACUCCGCCCCAUGCGUCGGAUACGUCGUCCAGGAGAGCCCGGUUCCCGGCAAGAUGGACCCCUCCAGCUACAUACCCCAUCUAAAGCGAACCAAGACGCCCAUGUCGGCCAUGAGCCGCCUGCAGCAGGGCGAGGACGUAACGCUCGCCGACGGCACCGUCCUGCAGGCGCCUGCGCGACGCAGCGGCCGCAAGCUCGUCAUUCUCGGUGAUACGUACGAUCCGUCGCCCAUAGCGGAGCUCGCAAAAUCACCCGACCUGCUCAUUCACGAGGCGACGAACGCACAUCUUCCUGGGCUAGAUGCUAAUACCAAGGCAGAAGAUACGUUCGAAUCCGUCGAAGUGCGGACCAAGUCGCGUGGACAUUCGACGCCGCAGAUGGCUGGAGCGUUCGCAACGCGCAUCGGCGCCAGAAAGCUAGCUCUUAACCACUUUUCGGCGCGAUACGCCGGGAACGAUGACGCCAAUGAGCACUCGAAGGGCAUCAUGCAGGGUAUUGCCAAGUUGGCCGCAAAGGAGUUCCAGGGCGACGUGAUUUGUGCAAGGGACUUCAUGAGUAUAGAUGUGGACUUGUCCCCAGACCCUCAGUAAUAUGGCAUAGUAUAAUAUGCAGCUCGUAAUAUCAC